AUGGCUUCCGGUUCCCGCGCCUCUGGGUUCCGCAACCACGCCACUGGGAUGAGUCGAUCACCUCCACUCACCCAAGCCACACAUCUGCCAAAAGAAAUCCCAGUUACCUUACUGGGCAUCUCAAAUCUUACUCCCCGGUCCAGCACCACACGCUGGGGCAACGAAAUUAUGCAUGUCCUACGACCCUUCAAGCUGGAAGGUCUCUUGGAUUCAAGCCUCCCUCGUCCACAACAACACCACGAAGAUUACAGAAAAUGGAAAUACUGGACCUCCAUCGUUUCUCGGUGGCUAUUCGACCAAGUGGAGACAUCAAUCCAACUGAAAGUCAGAGACUAUGCGCCUCAACUCACCUUUGCAGACGAGGUCUUCAAAUCAAUCCGAACAAUGAGUCUGCCGGAUCAUGCAUCGUAUCUUGCGAGCGAGUUGGAGAAAUGGGAGGAUCUGCGACGUGAUCAGUACCCCACAGCUGUCGACUUCAUUAUGGCUUAUCAGAAUCAGUUCAAUCGGCUGAAGAUGGAGGAUCAUGAGCCUACCUGUGCUGUUGCCCUCCGGCGUCUCCUCCAAGCGUUGUCCAGUGAGAUAAUCAGAGUUUCCUUUAUCCGCGACGAAGUGGACAACUUGGGGCGGGAUGUAGACUACCAGCUUUUUACCUACUACUGCCGAAUUUUGGUCACCGAAUCCCGCCGACAUGAUGACCGUGGUGCUGGCACUUCUUCACAUAACAGUUAUUCUGGAGGAGGAGGAGGAGGAGGUGGUGGUGGUGGUGGUGGUGAAAUUCGCAGAGGCAGUGGUGCCAGUGGGGGAUCGAGAAGUGGAAGAGAUGUUUCAUAUCGCAGCUGGAGGCAAAGUACCAGGGGACGGGGACAAUGA
Molecule: messenger RNA, 870 nt
Organism: Penicillium arizonense
Lineage: Eukaryota; Fungi; Ascomycota; Eurotiomycetes; Eurotiales; Aspergillaceae
Exons: 1
Coding region: 1-870 (289 amino acids)
Source: RefSeq, a predicted model, not a curated record